CGGAAGGCCGCCGGAUCCAGUUCGACCGCCGCCGCCGCCGCUCACGUUCCCUUCCGAGCCUCGGUGUGCCGUUCGUAGGAUUGCUUGCUGGAUCUUCGGGGAGCAGUGACCAGCGCCUCCUAAGCUCGCCCGAUCUGUUCUCCAAGUUGUUCAGAUGGACUUGCCUGGGCCUUCCCGGCAACAGUGUAGGCAGUUACUACGAUGCAGAAGAGAAAGUGGCUGAAUCAGUGCUUGAGUACUACCAGAGCAACAGAAAGAUUGAGAUCAAUGACUUCAAUCAAAAUGUGUUGAAAAAGAAACAGUAUGAACUCGAUAUCAGUAACUUUUUCUGCCAGGCAUUUGAGGACAAGAUAAAUGAGAUGAGAGCCUAUCCUGGAACCUACAACAAGAUGAGCACUGAGCAAUUCUACUCUGAGGCUUUUCAGGACAACAUGACUGAUCUUAUCAAGGAGCGCACCACAGAAACUAAUCAAUGCAAGGCAGUUCAUCGCUGCAUCACAAAUGUUUGUCGCUCAUUUUCUGAUAUCCUUCCAAUCAAAGAAACGCUGCUUCCUGAAGGCAGCACUGAUAGUGACAGUACUCAGCUCACCUUCACAGGAGAAAAAGACAAUCCUUCUCGUGUUGAUCAGCUUGCUCUUCUCCUCCUAGACAUCCUCCGUGAUGGCCACAUUCAUGCGGCCAAGCAUGGCCGUUCCAUGCACGAGAUCGCUCCGGACACCAUUACCACUGUAUAAUACCGCCCAUCAUUGGCGCAGCCUCAAACUAGCCUGAUGCAUACUUUUGCGUGUUAUAGCUGAUAACACGGACUGUCUCACCACACUGCAUCCUUUUGACCACAACGUGCUUUUGUUUUAGAUAUGCUGUGACUCAGCAAGGCCUAUUGCAGCUGAUCUGGAAUCAUGCUCAUACAGGGCCAGCUUCUUUUGUGUUCUGCAUUCUCGGCACUUAAUCCUCAGCCCAGGCCAUGCAAGGUUGAGGAGCAGAUCGAUGAUUUCUCCGAUACAAACAGCAACCAGGCUACUAAUCGGCACAUCUCGCCCUGUGCGACGUUGCUUAAACUCUUAGCUCAUAGAUUAUGGCAUGGUUGUUCAUCUGUAUCAAGAGUGAUCAUAUAUGGCGCCUGUAGUAACAUGCUAUCUGCUAUGAAUGAACAUCUCAUGAAACUCUUAAGAGUUCUUUUA
Messenger RNA from Panicum virgatum (switchgrass), 1181 nucleotides. RefSeq lists its product as uncharacterized. The coding region runs from base 360 to 734 and encodes 124 amino acids. Lineage: Eukaryota; Viridiplantae; Streptophyta; Magnoliopsida; Poales; Poaceae. The transcript has 4 exons. The record is from RefSeq and is a predicted model, not a curated record.